Effrenium voratum is the source of this 621-nucleotide messenger RNA. Lineage: Eukaryota; Dinophyceae; Suessiales; Symbiodiniaceae. The record is from the annotation of a GenBank genome assembly.
AUGACGGAUGCAGACUCCUUGCGAUGUUUGGAUGAGCGCAUUCGCGCGGUUUCGAAAGCCUUGAAGCGGAAGAUCUGCGCAGCAGAGGCAGAGUCUGUGGCAACCCAACAUGCAACCCUGCUGACCUAUAUUUGGAGCGGAUACGACAUGGGUGCUGCGGCCAGCUUUCUACGCGGGAAGCGCAGCCCGGAGAGAACCACAGAAGAGCUGGAAGACGAGGUUACCGCCUUCUUUCUAACCACGCCCUCGCAGGAGCUGGGAACGAUGUCCAUGGAGCCUUCGGGCCCCAACGCAGCUCACGCGGCCCGGCGCGUCGUGGAGUGGCGUUUGUUCCUCUGGCUGCGCGAGCAAAACUGCAAGCACGGCGUUGCGCCGUCCCGUCUGCAGCUUGUCCGGCGUGCGCUCUUGCAAGUGCCGGAGGGGCUCCCAGCAGAGCUUGAGGAGAGAGUUCGCCGACCUUUGGGCGGGGCUGCGAGGGCGCAGCGCAAGUGGCUGCGCCGCUUUCGCCGUGGUUGGGCGGCGAAGUUAGGCCAGUUGCCCAUUGCUCCGCCAGUCCCUGUGCAUCAGCUGCAAGAGAAGGCUUGGGCUUUGUUUUUCGGAGGAGAGGAGAUUUUUGCGUAG